UCUCUCUCUCUCUCUCUCUCUCUCUCUCUCUCUCUGAAAGUAGCAGGACUGUGGGAUGCGUUAUCGGGUCGGGUCUAGGUCUGGCCUGAUCCAGAUCCACAGUCUCCACAAACUACAAAAAUAAAAUUUUAAAAUGCAAAAGAUAGAGAGCACUGCAUCCACCGAGACUGUGGGCUACCCGCUACCCAUUUUCUUACUUCAAAAUCCUCUCUUUUUAUUUCUCUCUCUCUCUCUCUCUCUCUCUCUCUCAAGCCCCAGCAACAGCUAUGGCCACUGUAACUCCCCUUCACCUCUCAACACCCAUCAAUGGCCGCACCUGCAGUCUUAAGUCUCUCUUCCCAUCCCCCCCUUCUUCUUCACUGUGGCAAAAGAGGCGCUAUCAGAUCAGGUGCCAAUCAACUAGUACUGAAGAACCUAAGACCAAAAGAAAUUUGCUUGAUAAUGCAAGCAACCUUCUCACUAAUUUUCUAAGUGGGGGUCGCCUUGGAUCCAUGCCAACUGCUGAAGGCGCCGUCUCUGAUCUGUUUGGUCGGCCUCUCUUCUUUUCACUGUAUGAUUGGUUUUUAGAGCAUGGUUCGGUUUAUAAACUUGCUUUUGGGCCAAAAGCAUUUGUUGUUGUAUCUGAUCCCAUUGUUGCAAGACAUAUCCUCCGAGAAAAUGCAUUUUCAUAUGACAAGGGGGUUCUUGCUGAUAUCUUGGAACCAAUAAUGGGAAAAGGUCUUAUACCUGCUGAUAUUGGUACUUGGAAGCAGAGGAGGAAAGUUAUUGCACCUGGGUUUCAUUCUUCAUUUUUGGAGGCCAUGGUUAAAAUCUUCACUGCUUGUUCUGAAAGAACAGUAUUAAAGUUUGAAAACCUCAUUGAAAGAGAGAACCAUGAAGAAAAAGCAAUAGAGUUGGAUCUUGAAGCUGAGUUUUCAAGUUUGGCACUUGACAUUAUUGGUUUGGGUGUAUUCAAUUAUGACUUUGGCUCUGUUACUAAAGAAUCUCCUGUUAUCAAGGCAGUUUAUGGAACUCUUUUUGAAGCUGAACACCGAUCAACUUUCUAUAUUCCUUACUGGAAUCUUCCUUUUGCAAGUUGGGUGGUUCCCAGACAGAGAAAGUUCCAUAGGGAUCUUAAGGUUAUCAAUGACUGUCUUGAUGGACUAAUCAGAAAUGCAAAAGAGUCAAGGGAGGAAGCUGAUGUUGAAAAACUUCAACAAAGAGAUUAUUCAACUCUGAAGGAUGCUAGUUUACUCCGAUUUCUUGUCGAUAUGCGAGGGGCUGAUGUUGAUGAUCGUCAGCUUAGGGAUGAUCUCAUGACCAUGCUUAUUGCGGGGCAUGAAACAACUGCUGCUGUUCUUACUUGGUCUAUUUUUCUGCUCGCUCAGAACCCCUCGAAGAUGAGGAAGGCUCAAGCUGAGGUUGAUUCUGUUCUUGGUGAAGAGAGAAUAACUCUGGAAAGCGUUAGGGAACUGGAGUAUAUACGACUCAUAGUUGUUGAAUCUCUCCGGCUCUAUCCUCAACCUCCCCUACUUAUUAGACGGUCCCUCCAAGAAGAUAAACUACCAGGAGGAUACAUGGGGAGUGAAGAUGGAUAUGCAAUUCCAGCUGGGACGGACAUCUUUCUCUCCGUGUACAACCUUCACAGAUCUCCAUACUUCUGGGAUCGGCCUAACGAAUUUGAGCCAGAGAGAUUCUUAGUUCCAAAAGCGAGUGAAGGUAUCAAAGGAUGGUCAGGAUUUGAUCCAAACAGAAGUCCUGGAGCAAUGUAUCCGAAUGAGGUAAUCGCGGAUUUCGCCUUUCUUCCGUUUGGAGGAGGUCCUCGAAAGUGUGUCGGGGAUCAGUUUGCGCUGUUAGAGUCGACAGUGGCGUUGGCGAUGGUGUUGAAGAAGUUUGAUGUGGAGUUGAGAGGAUCAGCAGAGGAUGUAGAGCUUGUCACGGGAGCAACCAUUCAUACUAAGACUGGCUUGUGGUGCAAAGUUAAGAGGAGGAGUACUUGAACAGAAGAGUUGGAGAAUUUUUGUUCUUUCUCCUUAUUUAAGGGAUUGAGCCAUGUAAUUUGAAACUUCAACCCUUUUUUUUUUUUUUUGUAGAAAUGUAUUGACUAUUAAUAAUCUGCGCUAUUUUAGGAAUAUAAGAUGAAGCUUUGUUCUUUGAAUUAA
Asparagus officinalis (garden asparagus) is the source of this 2141-nucleotide messenger RNA. Its product is annotated as cytochrome P450 97B2, chloroplastic. The coding region runs from base 267 to 1979 and encodes 570 amino acids. Lineage: Eukaryota; Viridiplantae; Streptophyta; Magnoliopsida; Asparagales; Asparagaceae. The record is from RefSeq and is a predicted model, not a curated record. Gene Ontology annotation, cellular component: chloroplast. The transcript is spliced from 14 exons. Gene Ontology annotation, molecular function: iron ion binding; monooxygenase activity; oxidoreductase activity, acting on paired donors, with incorporation or reduction of molecular oxygen.